Molecule: messenger RNA, 1641 nt
Organism: Exaiptasia diaphana
Lineage: Eukaryota; Metazoa; Cnidaria; Anthozoa; Actiniaria; Aiptasiidae
Exons: 6
Coding region: 28-558 (176 amino acids)
Source: RefSeq, a predicted model, not a curated record
CUGUGGACGCUUUGUUCUUUUGCUAGAAUGGCUUGUAGAMUUAGAUUCGGGGAUGAAUAUUUCAAGAGAAAAACUGUACAGUAUUUUGAGUUUGAGGAGCCUCGAGGCGAACUUGAAUUUACACGUAUCGUCACAGAGUAUGGGAAUGCUCUUUUGAAUUCUAGAGGAGGAUUUCUCCUUUUUGGCGUAAGGAAAGGUAAAGUUCAGGGAAUGUUUUUAAGUCGAGAUAAAGAGGACCAUUUUCGACUKAUUGUAGACAGACAACUUCGGUCCUUUGAACCUGUCAUUGGGCCCAACUGCUAUAGGGUCACAGUAACUCCUAUAGAAAGACAUGUAUAUCAUGAAAUGUUUGUAAUGGAGGUCAGGGUCUCUGCUGGACCUAUUGGAUGUCUUUAUCAAACAAGUGAUCUAGAGGUUUUUUCAAUCAAAAAUGGAAAGAAGAUUGGGCCAUUAUGGCCGCAAGAGAUAAAGGCACUUGUGAUCGAGAAGUACCAUGAGGAAAUGGGAGCAUCAAAAACAUUUUCAAAAAAUAGUGAAGUAAAGACUCCAGGACWUUGAAGAAAAAGAAAAUAACUUGAAUCCAGAGAAGAAAGACAAAAAGAAAGCAAAGAAGAAAUAGACUUAUCCUUUAGUAUGUAUAUAUUAUUACAAGAAAGAAAAGAAAAUUAUUUAUUUAAAUAUACUUAAGACACAUCUAAGGGCCUUUGCGACCAGUUYGUUAUUAAACUGUGGUUUUUGAUUGCUUUUGAUCACCAUUCAAAGAUGAUGAGUGAAAAUCAUGCAAAGKUUCUUGAAAAAUAAAAUAUUACAGUUGCAAAAAUAUAGCAUAUCAAAGUUAUAAUUUAUUAUCAUGCCCAAUGCUGGUAAUAUCGUCGUGUACAGGAAACCUCAGGGGAGUUUAUUGUUGUAAUGUAAAUUUACCGUAUGCAAAUUAUUCCGACGAUAAUUCGUGUUCACUUCGUUCUUAUAUAUUAAUUAUUUAGUGAAAUGUUAAUGAGAAAUUGUUUAAAUACUAGAAAAAAAGAAGUGCAACCAAGCUAAUUCACUUGUGGCGUAACCGGUUAGGUUUAGGGUUAAUGAUCGGAUAGGUCAUAUUUAGGGUUCGCAGGUUCGAAUCUUAUCUGCGGGAUCAAUUUAUUUUUCUAAGUGAGGAUAACCAAAAACCUCAAAAUAUUUCUAAGUCCCAUUCGUGUGUUCGGAAACAUAUGACGUACUUGGUUACACGGUACACGACGAUAGUACCCCAAUGCUAAAAAAACAAAAUGUCAUUGAUUAUUCCUUAUAGUUAGUGAGAUGAUAUAUUGCGUGGCUGUGCAGAGAUGGAUUUUAUCUCAUUCUCGUACCCAUUAUAUCUUUCUCAGUUUCUUCUACGUGGAAACCAUACAAGUUUCAUUUAUCACCAACCAGAGUCUUUUCCAUUGAGAAACUGAGCCAAAGGAUCUUGGUAGAGUGAGCGAAAUUACACGGUGAAAUUUAACUAGCCCAUUUGUACUAAUUUGUGCUAUUUAGUUAAUAAUAGAUUUAUAAAGAAAAGUGGUUGAAAGAAUUUUAUGUUAAGUUGCAGCUUUAAUACGAAUUAAUUGUAUUUUGAUUUUGUACAAUUUCACCGAUUAAUUUUAUUGUUCACUCUACGAGGAAUAG